GUUAGAUUGUACUUUAUAUACAAAUGGAUAGUUGGAACUAUUUAUAAUUUCCCUUGAAUCUUUAUAUAACCUAUAUGGGGCAAGCAGAUGAGGGCAUGAGCAACGGUAAAAAUAAAGGUGCUAAUGCACCUACUGGUGCUGCUACGACUGGCAAAGAUACAGCAAAUACAGAGUUCUACACUGUACAAGUAUCUGAUUCUGUCUUUACUGUACUUAAGAGAUAUCAGAGCCUGAAACCAAUUGGUUCUGGUGCACAAGGAAUGGUAUGUGCCGCCCAUGAUACAGUACUUGGCCAACAUGUAGCCAUAAAGAAACUCAGUCGUCCGUUCCAAAAUCCGACACAUGCGAAGCGUGCCUACCGCGAGCUUGUCCUUAUGCGCGCUGUCAACCACAAAAAUAUCAUCGGUUUACUGAACGUUUUUUCACCCCAAUCUAGUUAUGAAGAUUUUUCCCAUGUGUAUCUUGUCAUGGAACUUAUGGAUGCUAGUUUAUGCCAGGUGAUUCAAAUGGAUCUUGACCACGAAAGACUCUCCUAUCUUCUCUACCAGUUACUUUGUGGCAUUAAACACUUGCAUUCUGCUGGUAUCAUUCACAGGGACUUAAAACCAUCCAACAUUGUAGUACGGUCGGACUGCACACUUAAAAUUCUUGACUUUGGUUUGGCAAGAACUGCAGGAGGUUCUUUUAUGAUGACGCCGUAUGUGGUGACACGAUAUUACAGAGCACCAGAAGUGAUUUUAGGAAUGGGGUAUCAAGAAGUAGUGGACAUAUGGUCAGUGGGAUGUAUCUUUGGUGAAAUGAUUAGAGGUCAGGUCCUUUUUCCUGGAAAUGAUCACAUAGAUCAAUGGAAUAAGAUAACAGAACAAUUAGGAACUCCAUCAGAGGACUUUAUCAACAAACUGCAGCCAACAGUGAGGAAUUAUGUUUUGAAUCGGCCAUUCCAAAGAGGACACCCAAUUCAUCGCUUGUUCCCUGAUAGUCUCUUCCCAGCUGACUCCGAGAGCAAUGGAAGACUCCGGUCAAGUCAGGCACGCGAUCUUCUUGCUAAGAUGUUGGUAGUUGACCCAAUUGGAAGAAUUACUGUUGAUGAUGCACUGCAACACCCAUAUAUUAAAAUCUGGUACGAUCCCAGCGAGGUAGAAGGCCCAGGUCCAAAAGUCGACGGCGGAUCAAUAGACGAGGUCGAUUACUCGGUUGAAAAAUGGAAAGAAGUAAUUUGGACAGAAGUAAAACUAUGGGACACAGUGGACACAACUGUCCCAAACCCGGUUAUACCGCUCUCGACAGCUGUACCAGAUCAACCUGCUGAAAAACUCGAACCCGAGAAGGCAGAGAGUAACCCAGACGUGCCUGCUGCUACUGCACAGGUUGUGAAAGCAGAAACGGAAGGAUAAAGCAGCUUAACCAUGUAGAUCUCGACCACGAGCGAGUAUUUUACUUGUUUGAUCAGAAUCACGUAUUUUGAGUCGUUGUCUAUAGUAUACUGGAUAUCCGUAUUCUUACUUAUCACAAGUUUAACGCAUGCUUGCCUUUACUAUUUUACCGACAGUAACGGAGCUCGCCCGAGUAGUAUAAACCACUUGCGUUGGGUGCUCUGAGGUAUAACCUAUUCGCUGGUGUUUCAACUACGAUUUUUUCAUGAUUAGAUUCGGAUACACGCGCGGUACUCGCAAAGAGUAAUCUUCACAACGUUACAAACAUACCGAGCGCAAUUGUCUAUACACGUUGGCUUAUUCAGCUUUUUUCAACACGGAUCCGCGUGAGAUUCCGUGCACGGUUGUUGCUGUAUUCAAUCAUACGUAUAUUUGCAGCGCUAAGCUCUGUGCAAUUGCUGGCCGUUAAAAAACGAAUUGAUCAAUUUCCACGCCUUGAUUCGUGUAAUUUUUCAUGGUAUUUGCUCAAAUCCGUAAAAUCGUUUGAACAGCACCGGUCCUGAUCGUCUAUUUUAUGUAGUAACACUAUUGUACUCGUGCACUUCUUUACUAAAAGUUGCAUACAUGGAAUUGAAAA
Messenger RNA from Ciona intestinalis (vase tunicate), 2010 nucleotides. The record is from RefSeq. NCBI's taxonomy places the organism in Eukaryota, Metazoa, Chordata, Ascidiacea, Phlebobranchia, Cionidae.